UAGGGGUGGGGUGCAAAUGAAGGACCUGGAACCAUCGGUGUGUGUGAACAAGUGUUAAUCCCUGGAUGAAGUGUAUACACACUCAAGAGGUGCCAAGAAAGAGUGGAUGUUGGAUCUCGAGCAGAUAUAAUCACUCCUCAAUCCUAUAAACAGAGGUAUCAUAUGGAAUAUGCUUUCAGCUCUGAGACUUGCCACUUUAAGAACCUCUGGUAUAUCUACUAUAGCUGGAAAUACAAGCUCUAAAGUAAAUACGAAAAUUAACGUCUUUUCGUAAAGAAGUGACAGUCAUCUGGCAAGCUGAUGGCACUCGGACAGAGUCAGCUGACUGCCACACUGCUAACCUCUGUGGUGGCGGCAGUGUUUGGCUCGCUGCAGAUCGGAUACCACACCGGCAAUGUCAACUCUCCAGCCAGAAUCAUUGAAGACUUCUUCAAUGUGACAUGGAAAUCAAGACACAAUCAGACCAUGCCAGACCACAGUUUGACAUUUCUCUGGGCUCUCUCAGUCAGUAUCAAGGACUUUGGAGCCCUGCUGGGGUCACUGGGUGUCAAAGGCCUGGCUGAUUCCUAUGGGAGGAGAAAUGCCAUUCUCAUAGCAAACACUUUGUCUAUAGCAGGCGCCUGUCUGAUGUUCCUAAGCAAAGCAGCUGAAUCUUUUGAACUUCUUAUUGUGGGCCGUUUCAUUUUUGGCCUUUUCUGUGGUCUGGUGAUGAGUCUGAACCCGCUGUAUAUCCAGGGUGUGUCCCCGAUUAACCUCCGUGGUGCCUUUGCAACUCUCAACCAGGUUUCUUUUGCCUCUGGCAUUUUCCUGGGCAUGGUGGUGGGCUUAGAAACAGUCCUGGGCACACAGAAGUACUGGGCGUUUAUGCUGUCUCUGUCCCUUAUUCCAGCUGCUCUUCAGUAUAUAAUCUUGCCUUUUUGCCCUGAGAGCCCACGGUAUUUUUUCAUCAACUGUGGCAAGGAGCAAGAAGCAGAAGCUGCUUUAAGAAGGUUAAGAGGAAAUCCUGACAAGGUGACAAAGGAAAUGGAUGAGAUGAGAGAGGAAGCGUCAAACAGUGAAGCAAGAGUAACUAUCAGGGAAUUCUUCAUCAAACACUGCUACAGACAGCCCAUAAUACUUGUUCUAAUCAUAAACCUGGGCAGCCAGUUAUCCGGAUUCAACGCGAUCAUAAAUUAUUCAACAAAAAUAUUUACCAAGGCCAAGUUUGAAGACGCAAAAUAUCUGACACUUGGAGUGGGAGCUAUCAACGUGGCAUUCACCAUCGUGUCUUUGUUCCUGGUGGAGAGGGCUGGGCGCAGGAAGCUGCUCCUCACUGGCUUCCUAUUGGUAGCUUUUUGUAAUUUACUUAUGACCAUCACAGACUCCUUGCUGGACAUUGUCCCGAACGUUCGUGGCAUUCAGGUGCUUGUGGUGUUUAUCCUGAUCUCAGCAUAUGAGCUGGGUCCAGGGCCCAUCUCUUGGUUCAUUGGUGCUGAGCUGUUUGACCAGCCAGCCCGACCCAUAGCCAUGGCUUUCACCAGCAUGCUUAACUGGGGAGGAAAAUUCCUGCUAGCCCUCCUUUUCCCACCACUAUUGCACCUGUGUGGAGCUUACGUCUACCUCCUCUUCAUGUCCAUGGCUUUGAUGGCAUUUACUUACACAAUGUUUCGCCUCCCGGAAACAAAGGGCCGAACUUUUGAUGAUAUUGCUGCCGAGUUUCGCGGGGCUGAGAGCAUUCCCUUGCAUAACAAAACAAGUUUCAAUACUUUCACAUGAACAAGAAGUCACUAUAAUAUGGCUCCUCUGGCUCAGGCACAGACAAGACCACACUGAAGCUCAAAAAAGUUAUUUUUGAUUAGUCCAUGACUGAACAUUAACAAUUGUAAUAUCUUAUUUUUACUACCUAUUACUGAGUUCAGUGCAGUCCAGAGUGUUCAGGAUAUGUGUAAAUUAACCAAGAACAGAUAAUAAUGUAAACAUAUUGUUCUACAAUUAAGAAUAAAAUAUAACAUUCACUCACCUGCAUUUACUCACUAGUCUGAUACAGAUUUUUAUGCAUCCAUUUUACAGAGACCCAUGAACAACGUCACUAAUAAACAGGGCACACCGCUUAGAGUUAAUUGUUUAUGAAAUCUGACAUUUGUCUUGCUUACAGCAGUUGUCCAAGUUUAAUAAACCAUGGCACCUCUUAGAAACAGAACAGGACUGUGAGUCGACAAGACUCCUUAAUAAUAACAAUAAUUCCGUACAGGAGCAAGAGGUAGAAGAGUUCAUGUUCAGAUGUUUGGCACUGAUAUGUGCAGUAAACAGUAUUGCUUUUUAAAAUGUUUAAAAUGUGACCCACACUGGCUUUUUUAUUGUGCUUACUAAGAUGCAAGAAUAGAAUAAGACAAUAGUUCUUUUGACCAUUAUAAGUCGAGAUUGAUUGGGGUUUUAUGAUUGGCGAUGAAAUCUCCAUUUUCAUUUGUUCAUUUGGUAUUCAUUAGACAGGAAACAGUCCAAGCAUAGAGCAUAGAGUGUUAUUGGAUCUGAGCCUUCUUUCUUUCUUUCUUUCUUUCUUUGUUUCUUUCUUUAUGUAUUUAAAAGGGACAAUGUGUGUUAAUCAACAUCAAUAUUUAUGAUGUAAAUGUCAGAUUUAGGUUAUCUGCUGUCCCUGUACAUAAAAAAGAACAAAUAACACAGAAAAACGUGGUUACAGAACUCAUAAAAGUAACACAUAAAACAGCUACACUAGACAUGUACAUAUGAAAGAUUUGGCAAGUAUUUUGCUACAACAUUGCAGCCGUUGCGUUAGAACCAGCUGGGAAUGCGACCCAUGAUACAAUCCUAAUUUAUGUGAGCAUUAUAAACAUGCUCCAGUAUAUAACUAAACAUGUUGGCACUCCUGACUUUCCAACAACCAUAGUUUACAUUUUUGAGAAUAAUCCAACAUUUUAAAAUCUCUUAAAUCCACAGGAAGUUCAUUCCAAUGUGAUGCACAGAAAGAAAAUAUGGUCUAGAUAUAUAGAAAAUACUGUAUACACUCUUCCUUAAUACUAUUGUACAAUCACCUCUUGUAACAGCCCUAGUUGACCUAUUUAUGAUUUUAUAUAUAAAUUCUUCAAACAAUGGAGGAGCCGGACUAUUUGCAUUUUUGAAAACUAAUAGUGCAUUUCAGAAUUAUAUUUAAUUUUCCAAGAUUAAAAAUCCAUACCUCAUUUGUUUCUUAUACAUGUCUUCUACUUGAUUAGGUGCUACAGCUGCAUUACAUAACAGCCUUACGCCUUUUAAAAUCGGUUUCCAGGAAACAAAGAGAAGAAGAAAGAGAUAGAAGACUGACCUAAUGCUUUGACGUAUCUUUCUAACAGUUUAUCUCCCCACAUGCACAGUGUCUUAAUUAAAAACAGCAUGGUCAACAUGGAGCCAGUUACUUCAGCCAAGUUACACCAGUGAAGGUCUCUCACAAAGAAGCUACCCUUACAGAGACUGUGUGAAUAAUCAAGAUUCAAGAUUCAUAGGUUUAUUUGUCACAUGCACUUUUGUAGCAGGUACAAAGGUGUGUGCAUCGCAGACUGUGCAUAGCAACAACAAUAAAUAGACUAUACAGACAAUAUAACAAUGGGUAUAGCGACGAGGAAGAGUGCAGACAGAACAAGAGCAUACAGAAAAUACAUGAGUAUGUGUAUGUAUUUACUAUGUAUGUAUGUAUUUAUGUAUGU
Molecule: messenger RNA, 3677 nt
Organism: Pangasianodon hypophthalmus (striped catfish)
Lineage: Eukaryota; Metazoa; Chordata; Actinopteri; Siluriformes; Pangasiidae
Gene: slc2a1c
Product: solute carrier family 2, facilitated glucose transporter member 1
Exons: 11
Coding region: 301-1755 (484 amino acids)
Biological process (GO): monosaccharide transmembrane transport
Cellular component (GO): membrane
Molecular function (GO): hexose transmembrane transporter activity
Source: RefSeq, a predicted model, not a curated record